This is a messenger RNA of Zerene cesonia (dogface butterfly), 1344 nucleotides long. Its product is annotated as GTP-binding protein 10 homolog. The transcript has a single exon. Lineage: Eukaryota; Metazoa; Arthropoda; Insecta; Lepidoptera; Pieridae. The record is from RefSeq and is a predicted model, not a curated record. Gene Ontology annotation, cellular component: mitochondrion. Bases 121 to 1287 code for a protein of 388 amino acids. Gene Ontology annotation, molecular function: magnesium ion binding; GTPase activity; GTP binding.
GUGGUCAAUGGUCAUUGUCAAAUAAAUAACCUCUAAAAUGACAGGUAAAUUGUAAAUACUCUUGUUUUGUUUAUAUUUCUAGUAGUAGUAUAAGGAAAUUAUAACAUAGGAUAUAACAAAAUGGUUUUAAUAAGUAGAAUAUUGUUUAGUGUAAAAGAGUUCAAAAAGCCCAGGAAGUAUCUACGAACCAAAUUUAUUGAUACAGUUAGACUUCAUGUUAAAGGUGGAACGGGAGGAACAGGCCUUCCAAAAUACGGAGGUAUGGGAGGGCAAGGCGGCUGUGUAUAUUGCAUUGGAAAGGAAGAAGCCAAUUUGGGAAAAAUUAUGGGUCAACAUCGUGGCAAAACAAUAUGCGCCGGACACGGCGAAGAUAGUCGUAAAAAUAGAAUUGUUGGAACACCGGGUACCGAUGUGAAACUGGAAGUGCCCUUAGGUGUCACUAUUUUCCGUGAAGAUGGUCAUGUUAUAGGGACUAUUGAUAAGGAAGACCAAACCGUCAUAGUUGCCAGAGGAGGUCCUGGUGGGAAGCCCGAAAACAAUUUCCUAGGUCAUUUCGGUCAGAUUCACCACAUACGGCUAGAUCUUAAAUUGAUAGCAGACAUCGGUUUAGUUGGUUUUCCGAAUGCAGGCAAAAGUUCACUUUUAAAAGCUAUUUCAAGAGCAAAACCACGAAUAGCAAACUAUCCAUUCACAACUAUCAAACCAAACAAAGGUAUCAUACAAUAUGAAGACAUGAGACAGAUCUCCAUUGCUGACUUACCUGGUCUUAUUGAGGGAGCACAUAACAAUAUUGGCUUAGGACAUAAAUUCCUCAAACAUGUAGAAAGAACAAAAUUGUUAUUAUUCAUUGCUGAUGUGGAAGGAUUCCAGCUUAGCCCUAAACAUGCAAAGCGGACAUGUUUAGAAACAGUUUUACUUCUCAACAAAGAAUUGGAGCUAUAUGAUCCUGAACUAUUAGAAAAACCUGCAAUUUUAGCUGUAAAUAAAAUGGAUAUAGAAGGAGCUGAUUUAGUAUUUCAGGAAAUAAAAGAAUCUUUUCAAAAUAUACAAAAUGUGAUAAACAGACUGCAUAUAUCUGAAGAAAUAGUUCCAGAAAAUGUUGUAUCAUUUGAGGAUAUUAUUGAAAUAUCAGCAUUAAAAAGAGAAGGCAUAGAUCAGCUAAAGAACUUGCUCAGGAAAAGAUUAGACCAAUAUGCAGAAGAGAAUAAUCCAGAUAUCAUAGAUGCAAGUGAAUUGUUUAGAAAAAAUAAAGAUAUUGUGAGGGAGAGGGGACCUAGAAUCACUUAAAAAUUAAUUAAUGUUAAAUAUAGUGUGUAAAUAAAGACAAUGUAAUAUAAUAAAUUG